AUGCUGUCAGCCCCCCAAGCACAGGCGUCCCUCACCUGCGCGUCCACCCUGGGCAGACUCCCUGCCUCCGUGCCGCAGCUGCGGCUUGUCACCCCGGGGCCAAUGGCAGCACCCAGCUGUGCCCAAGAUGUCUCCGCAGUGAAGAGGGCGUGGAGGGCCCGGGAGGAGGAGGACCCUGCCCUCACAGGGCCCCCAGAUGCUCGGAGAAGGUGCGCUAGAGGUGCCGGGGCAGCACGGUCGGCAUUCAGGCCCUUCGGGGCGGACAGAAGCCUGUGUUCCUUCGUGCCCAGGCCUGGGCCUCUGCACAGAAGCCUCCCCGCAGAGAGAGCAGCCGACGCAGCAGACAAGAAGUCCCACACGUCCAGCAGGAGCUCGUGCCGCACUCGAAAUGCCAUCAGCAGCUCCUACAGCUCCACCAGGGAGUUCCCGUCCGUGCAGAGGAGGAGGGGUCCAGCCAGAAGACAGGGCCGGCUGCCCCCGAGGCCCCCAGAGAAAGUCAGCCGAGACAGCCCCUCGUGUCCCGCUGCGCCUGCUGUGCCUUGCCAGAUGAAGGACCAGCGCCAGGAGGAGGCGGGUGCCACCACGGGGCAGAAAGAACCCUGCAAGGACCGCUCACCCACAUCUGACUGCUCCAGGCCCCGAAGACGCAAGAUCCCUCUGCUGCCACACAGGCCAGGGGGUCCUGUGCGGCUGCCGCCAGCCCCUGAGCUCGGCUUUCGAGUCACCGCUGAGGACCUAGACGGGGAGAAGAAAGCCGCCCUCCAGCGCAUCGACCGUGCUCUGCGAGGGGAGAUGGAGGGCGUCUCGAGGUGCGGCUCCGGGUGCCCUCCCGGUGCCUUGCCCUGGCCUGCUGCACGGGCCGUUGUACUGCCAGCUGUCCCUCCAGCCCCUGGCCUGAGUGCACAGCGGGCGGAGCAGGACUCCCCGGGUCCCCUGGCUGUCCUGUCGCCUGCUGCUGCAGAGUCCCUGCGCCCCUCCAGGGUGAAGCGCGGCAGGCACUGCCCUCGGAUGGGAGGCGAGGGAGGGGGCUCUCUGCCAACCAAGGACUGGGUCAGCGGUUUACCGGAUGCCAGCUGUGCCUUCCCCACUGUUACCAGCACCUCCAGAACGCAGUGCCCUAGCCCCAUGUGUGUUGACUGUCCCGUGUUCAGCUCCCGGAGCUCCCCUCCCGCCGUGGGGCCUCGUGCCCCCACUUCCAGGAGCCUGCCGGUCACUUGUGCUGUCCCUUCCAGCCCCUCAAGCGGCACAUCCGCAGGCUUGGCUCCCCAGCCAGCCUCUGACGGCCAGGUCACCCCCAUGGACUGCACUCCCCCUUGCCAGCCUCUGCUCUUGGGGUCUCCCCCUGGCUCUAGUGGGAGCUUCUUUCCAUCUGCCCGGGCCUUUCCGAUGCCCUCCAGAGACAGCAUGGGCUCAGGCAGAGCCACCACUGGCCUGCACACGCUGGGGCUGUGGAGCCCCAGCCCACCUGGGAACCGUCCCCGUGGGAACCCAGGAACCCCAGCUCAGCCCACAUUCGGGGCCACUGACGGGCAGUGUCAGGGAGCCACCAGCCUUGGCAGCGCUGCCCCCUAUGGACAACGGGCAGCUCCAGCCUCAACCGCAGCCCCGGCCCUGACCUUGGCUCUAGGCCAGCUCUCCUUGGGCAGCGCCACACAGGUGGCUUUCGGGGGUUCCUGGCCCACAUCCUGCAGCUCGGGGACCCAUGCUGGCACCCAGCCAGGCGUGGCUGCCACCCCAGCUGUCGUGCCCCCCGGCACGGCCACCGCCCCUAGCUCCAUGACCAAUGCUGGGCCCAACAGCCGGCAGCCCUGCCCAAUAGCUGGCGGCUCAAGCCUAGCCCCCUUGAGCUUGGGGGUUGCCGCAGCCCCCGCAGGCUUGGGGAGGCGACAGGCUGCCCCAGGUCGGAAGCGCAGCUUUGGAGCUCUCAGCGUUACACCACAAACGAGCGGGGCCCCGAGCGGCACACACCGCUCUGGGGACAGCUUGGGCCCGAACGCCCGGGGCCACCCUUGCGGGAGCACCCCCAUCACCACCGUCCGAGCCAGCACUCAACACAACCCUGUGUCUGGAGGCCCGAAAGCCCCUCGUGUAAGUCCCAGCCCGAGGCACCUAGCGGCUCAGAGGCCCCCGAGGCCCAGCCCGGAGCCCAGCAGCACUGCCAGCGAGGCCACCUGCAGGGCCGCGUGGGUCCCGGGCCCUACUCCUCCCGGCGCUGCCUCUGUGCUGAGCACAGCCAGGAGCAGCCCUGCCAGGACGAGCCCCUCGUCAGCUGCCCAGGGCUGGGGGAGUCGCAAAAGAGCUGCGCCGGGCCACAAGUCAUUUGCCUCCGCCUCGCAAUCCACUCUUUUGGGGUCUAGGAGGAAAAUGCGGGCCUGA
Nyctereutes procyonoides (raccoon dog) is the source of this 2376-nucleotide messenger RNA. RefSeq names its product nuclear envelope pore membrane protein POM 121-like. The transcript is spliced from 2 exons. The coding region runs from base 1 to 2376 and encodes 791 amino acids. The record is from RefSeq and is a predicted model, not a curated record. Lineage: Eukaryota; Metazoa; Chordata; Mammalia; Carnivora; Canidae.